This is a messenger RNA of Charadrius vociferus (killdeer), 2124 nucleotides long. It is a transcript of the gene BAP1, whose product is annotated as BRCA1 associated protein-1 (ubiquitin carboxy-terminal hydrolase). The coding region runs from base 1 to 2124 and encodes 707 amino acids. The record is from RefSeq and is a predicted model, not a curated record. Gene Ontology annotation, biological process: protein deubiquitination; ubiquitin-dependent protein catabolic process. Gene Ontology annotation, molecular function: cysteine-type deubiquitinase activity. The transcript has 17 exons. NCBI's taxonomy places the organism in Eukaryota, Metazoa, Chordata, Aves, Charadriiformes, Charadriidae. Gene Ontology annotation, cellular component: cytoplasm.
AUGGGUCUCUUCACACUCCUGGUAGAAGAUUUUGGGGUCAAGGGAGUGCAGGUUGAAGAGAUUUAUGAUCUGCAGAGCAAAUGCCAAGGCCCUGUGUAUGGGUUCAUCUUCCUGUUCAAGUGGAUUGAGGAGCGCAGAUCACGCCGGAAGGUCUCUACCCUGGUGGAUGAGACGUCGGUGAUCGACGAUGACAUCGUUAAUAACAUGUUCUUUGCUCACCAGCUGAUCCCCAAUUCCUGUGCCACCCAUGCCCUCCUGAGCGUCCUCCUGAACUGCAACAAUGUCGACCUGGGCCCCACGCUGAGCCGCAUGAAGGAUUUCACCAAAGGAUUCAGCCCUGAGAGUAAAGGCUAUGCCAUCGGCAAUGCCCCCGAGCUGGCCAAGGCCCAUAACAGCCAUGCCAGGCCGGAGCCGCGGCACUUGCCGGAAAAGCAGAAUGGUAUCAGCGCUGUGCGAACCAUGGAGGCUUUUCAUUUUGUCAGUUAUGUCCCCAUCAAGGGACGGCUGUUUGAGCUGGACGGGCUCAAGGUCUAUCCCAUUGACCAUGGGCCGUGGGCUGAUGACGAGGAAUGGACAGACAAAGCCAGGAGAGUAAUCAUGGAGCGCAUUGGCCUGGCCACUGCAGGGGAGCCGUACCACGACAUCCGCUUCAACCUGAUGGCGGUGGUGCCUGAUCGGAGGAUGAAGUACGAGUCCAAACUGCACAUCCUGAAGAUGAACCGCCAGACUGUGCUGGAGGCUUUGCAGCAGCUUAUCCGAGUAACUCAGCCUGAGCUGAUCCAGACCCAGAAGUCUCAGGAGGCUCAGCCUCCGGAAGAGGCAAAGCCAGCCAGCAGCAAGACCGUGACUCCAGAGAGCACCCAUCCAGACAGCACCAAUGAGCCCACCAGCCAGGGCCACCCUGCGGCCACGCAGAGCCCGCCCAACAAAACCAAGCCGGUGGCAAAGACGUCAGCGAGCAGUAUCAAUGGGGCGCCUCCAGCAAACCCCAACCCCAUCGUGCAGAGAUUGCCAGCCUUCCUGGAUAAUCACAACUACGCCAAGUCCCCCAUGCAGGAGGAGGAAGACCUUGCAGCAGGAGUGGGUCGCAGCCGGGUCCCAGUCCGACAGCACCAGCAGUACUCGGAUGAUGAGGAUGACUACGACGAUGAUGAUGAGGAGGAAGUUCGUAACACCAGCUCGGCCAUCAGGUACAAAAGGAAAGGGCAGGUGAAGCAAGAGCACGUGGCGGGGGCUGCAGAUGGCCAGCUCUCCGUCCUCCAGCCCAACACCAUCAACGUCCUCGCUGAGAAAUUGAAGGAAUCUCAAAAGGAUCUUUCCAUUCCCCUGUCCAUCAAGACGAGCGGUGGAGGUACUGCCGUGGCGGUGGUUACCCACUCCCAGCCCUCUCCCACCCCCAGCAACGAAAGCACGGACACCGCCUCUGAGAUAGGCAGCGCCUUUAACUCCCCGCUGCGCUCUCCCAUCCGCUCGGCCAACCCCACCCGCCCCUCCAGCCCCGUCACCUCCCACAUCUCCAAGGUGCUCUUCGGUGAGGAAGACAGCCUGCUGCGCGUCGACUGCAUGCGCUACAACCGGGCUGUCAGGGACCUGGGGCCCGUUAUCAGCACCGGCCUGCUGCACCUCACGGAGGAUGGCGUGUUCUGCCCGCUGGCUGUUGCAGAUGGGGGUAAAAGCUCCCCACCUUCCAUCAAACCCGGUGAAGAGGCCCCGGUCGCAAUCAAACUGGACGAGAAGGAGGGCAGUGAGGCCAGUGACAGCAAAGAGAAGGUGGGACUUGGCAGGACCAGUGAUCACCCUGGGGGGGAAAAGUAUUCUCCCAAGGAGCUGCUGGCGCUGCUGAAGUGCGUGGAGGCAGAGAUUGCAAACUACGAGGCCUGCCUGAAGGAAGAGGUGGAGAAGAGGAAGAAAUUCAAGAUUGAUGACCAGAGGAGAACCCACAACUACGAUGAGUUCAUCUGUACCUUCAUCUCCAUGCUGGCCCAGGAAGGCAUGCUGGCAAGCCUCGUGGAGCAGAACAUCUCUGUCCGCAGGCGGCAGGGAGUCAGCAUCGGCCGUCUGCACAAGCAAAGGAAACCGGACCGCCGGAAACGUUCCCGCCCAUAUAAAGCCAAGCGGCAGUAG